Messenger RNA from Acanthocheilonema viteae, 684 nucleotides. NCBI's taxonomy places the organism in Eukaryota, Metazoa, Nematoda, Chromadorea, Rhabditida, Onchocercidae. The record is from the annotation of a GenBank genome assembly.
AUGUUUCAUUGGUUUCCGGUGGAACCAAGUCUGCUCGCAGCAACGAUCCUUGUUUGUUUUGCUUCUCGAAUCAGUGAACAAUCAUCGCCAUCAUUAUCUCCAUUAUCGAUCGUAUCAUCUUUAAUAUCUUCAAACCUUCCAAUGUCUUCAUUAGCACCAUCGGUAGUGCCGUGUUCUUCUGGAAAUUACUUGUUUGAAGUAAAUGAACAACUGCUUUUUGCUAGCCGAUUGAUUAAUAAGAAACGUCUAACACCAACUCAUCACAAUAGCAAACAUAAUGUUGCAUUUGCCAGAUUAAGUAGCAGAUCCACCCCUGGUGAUAUAGGACACAGAAAUGUCCGAAAAAGAAGAGCUACUGAUCAGGAUUGCAAUGCGGGAUUGUGUUGCUUGAAAAGUAUAUAUUUUGAUUUCCAUGAACACGGUAUGGACAAUAUCAUCAGACCAUCGGGAUUCAAUAUGAAUUUCUGUGACGGAGAGUGCAACAUACAAAUUGAAACUAACGAUCGUGAUGCAUUAAUUUUGCAAGACAGAAUAAAUCAUCCAGAAAGUCCGUUCUUGAAAAGACUUUCUUGUUGUGUACCGACUAGGUGGUCAUCAGUUGAGAUUGUGGAAGAAAGAAAUGGUACUGAAUUUGAUCGUAUAUUGGAAAAUGUGAAAGUGAUGGAAUGUGGCUGUGCAAUUUAG